GGAGAAAGUAGAGUCUCUGUUAACCCAUCUCACUAACAGUGAAACUUUCAUACACUAAUCUGCCUUCGUGAGCGCUUGGCGUGUAUGUGGGUUUUGAACUGGCACGUGUGGAUCAGCCAGACGGGGCAGGUGGGGAGUUCCACCUGCUGAAUGAACGCGGUCAGUAUUGGGGAGUACCAUGGGCUGCGGGUGGGCUCAGCCCUGCUCAGCAUUGUAGCAGGUUGUAUCAUCAUUGGUGUGUCAAAGGACUGUGAUGCAGAUGCUGUGGGGGGCAUCUUCCUCGGGGCAGGGGGACUUGGUCUGCUCAUUUCAGUCUACCCGUUCAUAAGAGCAUGGUUCAACUUCCAUCACAUACUGCCCAAUAUAGGCAACUUCAGAGUGCACCCAAUGGCUACAAAUUCAAAUCCAGCCCCCGAUCAGCCUGCAGCUACACUCACACGAGAGGGGACUCAAAGCCAGCUAAACAUAGAGCGUUCGAAGAGCCGGAUGGGGACAUUUGUGGAGACAGCAGCUCCUACAGCAGCCGAGGGCUCACAGGAUGAUGGCCCUUCUGCAGAUGUUCCAGACAUCUUGGGCAGGCGGAAGUUUAAGUCACCAUCUUCUGAUCAAGACGCUUCAUAACGGCUGGAUCCAACAGAGUCUCAUUAAAGAGCAAACAGUAUUCAUUUCACAAUAAGCAAGGCUGAUCUCUGCUUACAGCUCAUUAUGGUAUCCUAUCUGAUUUCAUUCGUUCAAGCAAGGUGUCUGCUCUAAUGAAAUAAUGUUUAAUGAAAGCAGUGAGAAAGCUGAAAAUCAAUGACGAACAACCAUGUGCUUAAAAGGAUGUCAUCAUGUACUCACUCUCAUGUUGUUCCAAACCUGUAUGAGUUUCUUCCUUCUGUGGAGAAUAAAAAAAAGAAGAUGUUAUAGAAAGAACGUUUGAGCUGUAUUUGUCGAAACAAUGCAAGUCAGUGAGUUCCAAAACAAUACUGGCGUCCAAACGCCAUUUUUCAGAGCGUGGUCUGCUCCUGAAUUUCUCGCAGAACA
Molecule: messenger RNA, 1026 nt
Organism: Labeo rohita (rohu)
Lineage: Eukaryota; Metazoa; Chordata; Actinopteri; Cypriniformes; Cyprinidae
Gene: kncn
Product: kinocilin
Exons: 5
Coding region: 151-621 (156 amino acids)
Source: RefSeq, a predicted model, not a curated record